Penicillium angulare is the source of this 708-nucleotide messenger RNA. RefSeq lists its product as uncharacterized. The record is from RefSeq and is a predicted model, not a curated record. NCBI's taxonomy places the organism in Eukaryota, Fungi, Ascomycota, Eurotiomycetes, Eurotiales, Aspergillaceae. The transcript has 2 exons. Bases 1 to 708 code for a protein of 235 amino acids.
AUGCCUCUGUCCCUAGAAAGUGCUUUGAGGCAACUUGUCCAGACCUCAAGAGAUGUCGAGCGUCGGAAUGGCGUGACAGAAAACGACAAAAAAAGGUUAAAGGCAGCCGUCACAUUACUGAAAAAUGGACACCCACCAAAGGACGCCGUUGGAGCAGGCCGCCAAUCGAUUUAUCUCAACUUCCUUCGCAAAGUUCUACAGCUGAACGAUCAAUCUACCGUCGUUCUUUGCGCUAUUGGUUUGGGACUGUCGACAAUUGCGAUCGCAAAGGAGAGCAUACGACUUGAUCUUCCGUACGAGCUUCAGAAUCACACUGACCUUGACAACCCUGUGCUCCGGCGGCUUGCACAUCAAUAUUUCAGUUUUGGUCUCUGCUCAGAGGUUGCCCAGCAUCCCUUACAAGCUGGUGGUGGGACUAUUGACCAGGCAUCCGUGUCUCAUAACGCUGUCGAGCAUCCUGAGCAGGAUGAAGGAAGCUACCAGGUUGCUCGGCAGAUCUUUAUGCCUUUGACUGGAGAUGUCUAUGAGCUCAACUUGCAAGAUAUUCGAGAUAUCAUAGAUUCAGGUCAGAUAUCUGGCGCUAUAUGGCUCACAGACACAUAUGGAGUGAACACGACAUCUUUCGUCACAAUUCCAGUCAGUAACGAGCUGACGGAUCGAUUGAUCUUACACCGCCCCUUGGCAACAUGGAACCAACCGCCAACUUAA